AAACAAGAUGGCGAUUUUUGUUGUGUGCUGUAUAUCUGUGUUUGGUAAUUUGAUAAUUAACGCGUAAAAAAUGGAGGAUUUAAUGAAAUUUGUGAGAAAAUGUGAUCCAAAAAAGACAAGGAAACGAUCUGUGAAUAAAGCAACCUGGAAACGUGAGAUUCUACGCGAAAUACGGUACAAACCUUCAAGCUUGCCUCAGUUUCCGCAGUGUGGACACAAGCAAAAGGCGUUUCGAUGUAGUGAAUUAUCAUGUCAAGAUAUAAGAAAAUUUCACAAGAAUAUCUAUAAGUGUACUACGAAAGUGAAGCAGGACUGUUUUAUACUGAAAUAUUGUAAUAUAUCAGAAGCUAAGUCAUUAAAACCCAACAGUAAAAGAAGAGUUUCUAUUAAGUAUACUAUACUUAGUGAAAAUGGGACCAAAAUACCGGUUUGUCAAAAAACUUUCAUGAGAGCACUAAUAAUAAAGAAAAAUCGAAUACAGGGCGUAAUACAAUACAAUACAAUACAAUACAAUAACUUUAUUUCAGGCAUCAAGGACUUAAAAAUUAAGAACAUUGGCCCAUAGCAAUAUAUACCUUAACCUAAAAAUAUAUAUAAAAUAUUGACAUAACUUAACACUAUUUAGGGAACUUUUUUCUUUGGCGCGUCCCUGUAUCGGCGAAACACUACCCCAGAGGGCCAGAAAUCGGGAGCGAGGAAUGUCUCUUUAUGUUUUGCAGGAACCUGGAGUACGUAGGAUUUGAAGUUCGUUGACCUAUUAGACUCCAGACGCUGCAAAUGUAAAGAGAUCGGAUCCUCAAUGCGGCAUCGGCUUCGUUCUUCCACGAAGCGCAGGACGUCUUCUUCCGACGUACUUCUGUCCAAACGGGAGAUGUAGAGUUGUAUGGUUGGCUCCACAGCACGCAGAGUUGUACUCGCGUUUAUUUUCGCGGUCCCACGCUGGUUACAGACGGGUCGCGACCGACGUCUCUUCUCAACAAGAGUAAACCCGUCCUUACCAAUCUUGUCUUGGGUCACCACUGGAACUGAUUUUAUUUCCACAUUUUUCCGCUUUGGACCACAAGAGGGUGCCGGUUGUAAAGAUUUACGGGCAACAUCCGCAAACGUCUUCCCUUGUUUUGAGGUUGGCUUCGGCGGAGGAGUACCAAUGGGUUCAGUCAAGGGUUGAGGUGGUGAUGCAAUGACGACCGAGGUCGCCCUAGUUUCUCGGUCAUCAACCCGCUGACAGACGGUAUUGCGUGACGGAGUCGCAAUCAUCGGUGAAAUAUGACUACUAUUACGGUUACCGCGUGUCGUAUUCACAUUCUGCGACGACGGUGAAUUUGCAGAUGUUGCAAUUAUGUUGCGCAACAUAUUGACUUCGUUCCUCAGCUCUGUUGCGGCUCGUUCUGAUUUCUCAAAUUUGGAACGGAUGUCGGUAAUAUCAGCUCUCAACGUGGUGAUGUCUUUCAACAAUCUGGUGACGUCUACGUGAUCGAACGUCACGGGAGGCAGCUUGUUGAGAUCACGCGCGACGAAAGUUGGGAUGUCAUCAGGGUCGGUCUCAUUGAACAGCCUGAAGAUGUCUUGCAGGUCUUUCUUACCGCGUCCAUCCCUGUGACGUGUGAUAAGACGGAUUUGGGUCACGGCUGAAUCUGCUAACACCUUCUUCGCUUGGAUGAUCUCGUCCUCGGUGAAGCUUGUCAUCAGUAUCUGCUCCAGAGACACCUGGUCCAUGACGUCCAAUUUUUGUUGAACAAAGGCCAGCAACUCGUGGAUUACGACGGUUUCGGAACGUUUAGGUUGACACGCCAUUUCGAAUUAUUUUUGCGCAGUAGGUAUGCUUACGCUACAAAAAUACUGUAAGUUCGGCAUUAGAGCCGUCACGUCAUUAUGAAGCGACUGCACUAACCGGUAGUAGAAUUGCGACUGAUACUGUAAUGAACAGAUUUUUAAAUAGCGGAGGUGAAAUGCCAGAAGAGAAGCGUGGAGGUGACAGGAAGAGAGAAAAAUACGAGGCAAAAAGGUUAUCCGUCGAAUGGUUCAUCGAAUGCUUUCAGGGACAAGAGAGUCACUAUUGUCGUUCGAAAAGUAUCAAUAGAAUAUAUCUUGCUUCAGGCUUGACAAUACGUAAAAUGUGGCGAAUGUAUAACACUGCCCGUGACGAGGAUUUGAGAGUUAAACAAAGUUUUUUCAGACACGUUUUUAAUACUAAGUAUAGUAUAGGCUUUGGGAAUCCUAGGACAGACGUGUGUUCAACGUGCAUUGAACUGUUAGAACGCAUAAAAACGGAGAAGGACGCUUCCAAGAAAAAUGUACUUAUGGUCGAAAAAACAAUUCAUCGCCUUAAAUACAAAGCCUUCUAUGCAAUAUUGCAAGAAGAAAAUGAAAUUCUUCAAACCAUAACCUUCGAUUGCCAAAAAAACCAGCCAAUGCCCAAAGUUCCGGAUCAAUCUGCCUACUACAGUCGUCAAAUCAACUUUUACCACUUCGCCAUUCUUGUGGGAAAUUCGAAGGCUAAACUGGACAAAAGUAACAUUCAUUCCUACUAUUGGGAUGAAACUUCACACUGUAAAGGUAGUAAUGAGAUAAUUAGCGCAGUUUACGAUUUUUUGAAAAACUUUGAAUUUGGAGAUAAAAUAAAAAUUCUACGAAUAGUUUCCGAUGGUUGCGCCGGACAAAACAAAAAUACAGGCAUGAUAGCUAUGCUCGGUAAAUGGCUGUACACAGAAGCCCCAACAAAUAUCAAGGAAAUAGAGCUGAUCUUCCCUGUUGUAGGUCACUCCUUUAUACCUCCAGAUAGGUUGUUUGCCAAAAUUGAAAAAAUAUUGAAAACUAAAGAAGUGAUAACCUCUCCAUCCGAAUAUGCAGCUGUCUUAGAACAAAAUGGUAUGUGCAAAGAUCUAGCAUCAAUUCCUGUAUUUGAUUGGAAAAAAAGUUACGAGUCCAUUAUUAAACCUACUACGUCUUGGCAUUUUCAGUUUAUGAAAACAAAAAGGUUUUUUAUUACAAGAACGAAAACAGAAAACAUUUUAGUACAGGGUGAAGAGACGUAUAGAAACGAAAUUCGCGAAAAAAAGACUAUCACAAAAAAGAAUAAAAAAAUCACUAUGAUAUCUCCUCAAGUAAUCCAGCCAAAUCGUGUUUACAUAAAACAAGCAAAAAUUCAAGACGUCGAUAGACUUCUUAAAAAAAGACUGGAGAUGGGUGGAGAAAUUUGGAAGAAUUGAUUUUUUUUAAAACUGUAGUGUAGAGAAUGAGUAUUGCUGAAACGGGAGACUUUCUGAGAUUGUCAGAAGAAACUGAUUUGUGUGAAGCAGGAUUUACGGAUAAUAUUUCUCACGUUUAAAUUCUUUAAUUUUUAAUAUAUUUUUAAUAUGUACAUAAAUUAAAUUAUAAAAGCACAAUAAAACAUUUUAUUUUAUGCCUUUAACAGAUUAUUCAUUAUUUUUUUAUUUAUCAAUCAAAAGAAAUUACUUAAUUCUGGAUUUUUAUUAGACUUAAUGAAAGCUACAUUCACCUAGUUUCUUAUUUUGGUUGAUCUUGGCGCUUGUUGAUAUCUUAUAUAACACCAUCCUUUGUUAAGAUUGUGUCAGUUGCAAAACCCACUAAAAAGUGACAUGUUACUCGUAAUAUCAAAUUUCUCUUAUUUCAGGAGUGAGUUUCAAAAGCCGCUAAAAUAAAAGAAAAAACCUCCAUAUUUUUGUUUAUUUAACUGAUUUGUUGCUGAAAAAGGGAUUUUAAAGUUUUGCCAUAUUCUGUGGAUUCAUAUCAUACAAAAAAGAUUAUUGUCUAUAACAUUUAUCGACAACGAGAAGUUUUUACUUGUUUGUGAAAAAUAAGCAAAACUUAUUUUAGUGGCUUUUGAAACUAGAUGACUCAAAUGUAGAUUGUUUAUAACAAGAAAAUAUCUUGAGUAAAUGUAUAUAAUUUAACAAUAAAUUCC
Molecule: messenger RNA, 3925 nt
Organism: Parnassius mnemosyne (clouded apollo)
Lineage: Eukaryota; Metazoa; Arthropoda; Insecta; Lepidoptera; Papilionidae
Source: the annotation of a GenBank genome assembly